AUGGGGCAAGCCUCGCUUGCAACCUUUUAUGUUGUGUUCGCCAUCCUCACCAUCUUCUUGAACACAGAGUUCAUUGGCACUUGGAAUGCGAAUGCUAUUUAUCGAACAGUUUCCACGGCACUCAGUGCGUAUCCCUUCCACAAUCCAGCACACGGAGCCAAUGGCACGUCGACAAGGCACAUCGACCACGUUCAGGAUCCCGAACAGGUCUACCACUGGCUGAAGACGUCGCUGAAGCCUGUGAUCUUCGGCGAACAAGAGCCAAUGUCGAGCCGAAGCAGCUGGGGUAAUUGGUCAUCCUGGAACCAUAGUGUCACCCCAGCAACCGUCGGCAGCUUCAAUCGCAUUGUUUUAGCACGUUUCACAUUCAAGCGUUGGGCUGUGGUGCCGACAGUGGGCCAGUUCAGUUCGUCAACUCCCAACCGACUCGCAGGCUUUACACGAGCUAUGAGCCCUUUCGCAAGAAGUGCUGAUGAGGAGACGACAGAUCUGUGUAGACCCGGACAGAACGUUUCGUCGGAUAGUUGCUACACCUGGCAGACAGAGCAUGCUUUCGAUCAUGCUGGAGGAUACGUUUCAUUCCUUGACCCGAUGGAGGGUGUACAAGCAUACGAUGCAUUGUUGGACAGCAUGUACGAAGCCAACGCGUUCGAUCUGAGAUUGGGCUCCUUCACGGUAGACUUCAUCGUCUACAAUGCCAACGUCGACAUGUUUGUACAGUUUAUCCUCCACUUCACCUUCGAUUUUGCCGGCAACAUCGAAAUGACGCAGAUAGCGCGAAGCUUCAACCUGAACGUAUUCAACACGGAUGUCCUGCUCUAUUUGGUCUUCUACAUCAUUCGCAUCGCCUGUGUGGUUAUGCUGGUCAUCUUCCUUCUCAUCGAGUUUCGACGGAUGUGGGACCUGGGGUUCUUCCAGCACUUCAGGAGGCAAGGUGCAGCAACGGACCUGGUCUCCAUCACCGUAUCACUUGGUGUUUUUCUGUCCUACUGGGUGAUCGAGCAGAUGCCAUCAUUUUCUCAGUUCCAGUUCGAGGACCUGCAACAUCCGGACACACGAGCAGCCGCCUAUGUUUCUCUGUGCGAGGUUGCUUCAAGCCUGCAGGAUCAAGGUCUUCUCAUUGCUCUCAACCUGCUUGUGGUGAGUUUGAGAACCGUGAGCCUCGUGUCCGGCUUGCACAGCAACCUCGGUCUCAUACAGCAGGUUCUUCAUGUCUCCCUGCCGAAUUUUGUGGCCUUCUUUGGCAUGUUCAUGAUGCUACAGGCCGGCUUUGUGCUCAUGAGCUUCUUCGCAUUCGGAUCCGGGUAUUUGGGGAUGAGUGACAUCGGCCUCUGCAUCUACAAAAGCUUUGCGAUGCUGACCGGUGACAUGGUUUUCGAUGACAUCUACCGGGUGGAUGAGAUCUUGGGCAUCAUUUACUUCUUUUUUUUCUACAUCCUGUUCUACUUGGUGCUCAUAAACAUUUUUGUGACCCUGCUGAUGAGCGGUUAUGAUGUCGUUGACUAUGAGCUGCAGAAGAGGGGCCUGAAUGAAAAGGAACAGAAUCCGAUCACUCUCAUCUUCGAAGAGCUCAAGGCAGACGUCGUUGGAAACAUUUUGAAGUACGGUGCCACGGUCAUCAAGUAUGCAACGAUUUGCCUGGACCCUAUUGUUGUAUCCAUCAAGGCAUGCUUCUUUUGUUCCACGCCAAGCUUUCUGACCUCGGGAGUCAGGACGAAGCAACGCACGGCUGGCGCGGCAGAUGUUCAUGACGCACAAGCUCAGAAUUCAGAGGUUCAACAUGAUCCAGAGCAACGGCUUCGAAGGAAUCUGGUGGGCUUCACAAGCAUGAUCGUUUUCAUGGCCGUGUGGAUCACCUUAAUGACCUUGCAGGGUCGAGGUGUUGACAGCUUUCUUGCAUCCAAGGCCACUCUGCAAGAAAGUGCCUUGGACGUCAUGUUCUCCAGGGACGACAACCUCAAGAACUUCGACAGCAUCCACACAUUCGCUGACGUCAAGCCUUGGGCCGAAGCGGCGAUUGUCGGGCUCUACAGCAACCCUACAUGUGCUGAGCAGACGGCCUCCGGAGGCAGUUGGCAAAGCGAUGCCGACUGUAACAGUGCCAACAACUCGCAACAACUCAUCAACCGCAUCGCGAACUGGAAUAUCGGAUUUCUGAACACAACUUUCGUGCGGCUGACAGUUCAGCCAGCUUGCUUCGUGGCGACGUCAUCUCGAUGGGCUUCCGGGUCACCCACUUUGCGGAGAACGCCAAAUGUCGAAUGCUGGAACUCGGUGUGCACUGACGUUUUUUCACAGGAGCUGUGCAGAACUGCCGAUGGGCAGAUUCUUGACACUGCGAGCUUGUCCAUGGCCGUGAACCUCACCUCCCAGCUGCCGGAAACCUUCAAAUUUCAGUACGAUGUGCCCUCCAAAGAUCUGGGGCCUUUUCGAAUGUUGGGUGGCCUGGCAUUUUCCUUGGGUGUCACGGCAGCCGAGUGCCAGGAGAUGCUUUCUCUACUUGGUGCAGACAGAUGGUUCAGUGAGAAUUCUGCCUCCAUGGUCUUUGACUGGAUCAGCUACAACGGCAAUAUGGAUUUAUUUACGCACAAUGUCGUCGGGUUCAGUCUUAUGCGGACGGGUGUGAUGAUCAGAUCUACCGAGUCGAAGACCUUCCCAAUGAAUGUUGACACAGGAGGUGGGUAUUUCCAUUUGCAGACCUUGGUCCUCAUGCUCUUCGGAAUUUAUGCUGCACUCCUCUUGUAUCAUAUCGUGGAAAUGUGCCGGACCAUCCACCAUGAGUUCAAAAGGUCCCGUUACAUGCAGAAGCCUUUCAGCAAGUUUCUUGCGGAUUUCCUGUCCCAGACAUGGAACGUGGUGGACUUGCUGUCUCUCCUCAUCUCCUCGGCGACAUUCGUGACAUUCAUCGUCUUUGUAAUGAACACCUUCAGAGCCCAGUACCAGUUCAGCGUGGAUGACCUGGCCAAGUAUGUGGUGCCAAAUGACGCGGCGCAAGCUUUUGCCAUGCCCCAGGCAGUCAACCCUGUUCGAUACCUGGAGGAUGAUUGGUACUUCUUCAAAGAGUUCGAGCUUGUACAGAGCAUUUACAGCAUUUUCCUGCAGUUCGCUGCACUGAACAGCCUUUUCAUUGCCAUCAAGACCAUCAAAAUCGUUAACAGGUUUGGGAAGGUCAGCAAGUUCAGCCAGACCUUGGCCAAGGGCAGGAGCCGGAACAUGUACUUUCUCAUCGUCAUCAAGCUGCAGAUGGUGGGCUUUGCCUUGGCAAUGACGGUAAUCUUCGGCACAAUGGUGGAGGGAUUCAGCAGCCCCAUCGCAACCAUGGGCUCUCUGCUGUACUGGGUUUGUGGUUGGGCAGACCUGGAUCCGCUCUUGCAGGCAAGUCCAAUCCUUGCGAUCCUUUUCUUCGUCGCUUUCAUCGUCAUUUUCAGAUUCAUCAGCACGAACAUGUUCCUAGCCACCCAGCUCAACACGUUCGCGGACUUGGUGGGCGAGAGUGACAUUCUGGCAGCAAAGCGUGCUGCCAGCGCCAAAACGGGAAUCAAGGAGGUGAGGUACGGCAGCAAGAAGGAGCUCCAGGACACCAAUGAAGACACGCUUCGUGGCGUCCUUGUGACAAAGACAAUUACCUUCGUUCUGCCCACAGCCAAGCUACAUGCCGGUAUGUAUGGUUGUAAUGGAGCUUCGCGGUAG
Symbiodinium sp. CCMP2456 is the source of this 3690-nucleotide messenger RNA. The record is from the annotation of a GenBank genome assembly. NCBI's taxonomy places the organism in Eukaryota, Dinophyceae, Suessiales, Symbiodiniaceae.